AUGAGUUUUGAAGAUUUCAAGAGGAAUAAUAGAGGAAUUAACGAUGGCGCUGAUAUACCGCCAGAACAUCUGGAAUUUCUCUAUAGUGAGAUAAAGAAUAAACCGUUCUCACUCGAUGAGGAUGAGGAUUUGAAAUUGAAGUUGGCAAGUCGGCAGAAAUCUGCGAUGCAACCAUCGAGGAGGUUUGAGCUGUUUAUAAAAGAGACGGAGUCUAUAGUGGAAAAAUCAAAGGAGAUGUUGAGCAAACGGCCGGAGGAAUUGGGCAGGAUCAGAGACCCUUUGGAGUAUCUAGGACCGAUGUUCGAGAUACUUCAUGGGUUGGAAGUACUUGUUUUCGACAGCCGACGAGACGUUCGUACAGCCGCUAUCGAUAAGUUGUUUGAGUGCCUCACAUCACAGAUUGAUGAUUUCGAUAACGACACUCUACUCAUGGUUUUCAACGGCGUAUUAUCUCCCUUGUUUGACGAUAUGCUGCAUUUGUUGACGCCUGGUAACAGGCCACCCACCCCUCCGGUUGAGAGGAGUGCCACCGAGCAGGGUGUCACCAGCAGUACAUGUUUAUCGGCGGUAUCGGCAUUGACUCGUCUUGUGGACAAGCGCUUCGAUCGCCUAGGGUUCCUCCUCCCACAGAUACUUGCUUUACUGGGAGCCUGUGUACAUCACGAGAGUGAAGCUGUUGCUAGGAUUGGCGUGGAAGCUGACAAGCAGUUGUUGAUAUCGAUCGGUGGUAGAUGCUCUGAUGCGCAGUGGAUGAAGAUAGCGGACCAUAUUCACAAACUGUUUACCACGACUUUACCUAGCGAGCUUACUCAAAAUGUUAAGACUGUUAACAGCAAUGGUCCGGUCCCUGCCGGCGCGACGAACAAGCACGGUGCGACUGGUUCAGUACGAAGACGUGGUGAGAACUUGCCUUUCGAUUCGUCGGAAGUGGUAACAAAGUGCGUCGUCCAGCUACUGUUGAUCGAUCUGGUAUAUAGAGUUUUCUUUCGAGAGCACUACGACAAGGUUCCAUCUGGAGCCGUGGAAACCAUCUUGGAUGCGUUGCAGCUCAGUUUCAAAUUUGCUCAUUCGUUCAACGUCCGUCUGGAUAUCAGAGAGAGGUUAAAGAAGCUCGGUUUUAUGCGGGAUAUGAAGCAGUUACCAGGAUUGCUCAAACAAGAGCGUGAAGGUAUGGCAAUGGCUGGAAUGCGGUUUUCACCACCUGAGUGUAUCUAA
Perkinsus marinus ATCC 50983 is the source of this 1215-nucleotide messenger RNA. RefSeq names its product protein transport protein sec7, putative. Lineage: Eukaryota; Perkinsozoa; Perkinsida; Perkinsidae. The record is from RefSeq and is a predicted model, not a curated record. Gene Ontology annotation, molecular function: guanyl-nucleotide exchange factor activity. Bases 1 to 1215 code for a protein of 404 amino acids. Gene Ontology annotation, biological process: regulation of ARF protein signal transduction. The transcript is spliced from 9 exons.